Molecule: messenger RNA, 1467 nt
Organism: Sphenostylis stenocarpa
Lineage: Eukaryota; Viridiplantae; Streptophyta; Magnoliopsida; Fabales; Fabaceae
Source: the annotation of a GenBank genome assembly
AUGGAGGAAAUCACUAUUCCUUCAGUCACAGAACUCUUGAAUUCUGGUGUUCGUUUCUUACCCACCAAGAGCAUAUCAAACAUCAGUUUUGACGCAAAAACAUGCACGUUUUACCUUCCCACAGUUUGUUUGGACGUUAAUACUAAAGUUUUCCUGAAAAAUUUGGUUGCAUACGAAGCAUCAGUUGCAUCGGGGCCCUUGGUUCUAACCCGUUUCACCGAGUUGAUGAACGGGAUUAUAGACUCGGAGGAAGAUGCAAGGAUUCUCAGAGAAAAAGGGAUCAUUCAGAACCAUUUAAAGAGUGAUAAAGAAGUGGCUAAUCUGUGGAAUGGGAUGAGCAAGUCUUUGAGAUUGUCAAGGGAACCAUUGCUGGAUAAGGUUAUUGAAGAUGUUAACAAGUAUUAUAACUGUAGAUUGAAGGUUAAAGUUGUGAAGUUCAUGAAGUCAAACGUAAUUGGAGCGAUUUUCCUUUACACUGGACUGGAGACAUUUGAGACUAAUGCAAAUGAUGUAUCAGAUAUUCUGGUCACAAGAGCAAAUACAGUAGUUGAUAUUGUUCAAAAUGUAAUAACCAAUCUUGCAGCGGCUAAGAACUUACAAGUAGCUAGUUUUACUCUUCCAAGUGAUAUGAAGAACGGCAUUGAAGUGGCUGAAAGAUUCUCCUAUAAAACUGAUGUGAUUCAGAGCCAAGCAGAGGAAACUGCAAGAAUCUCCAUGGAAUUCCUGAAAGCUAUAAGUGAGAGUCUGAUCAUUGUUGGCACCAUGCUGCUUCUGUUGGCAGCUGUUGGCUUCACUGACACAUGUGUUGCAAUGGAUGAAUGGGUUCAACACCCUCGAAGUGAAUCAGCUCUAAGUAGACUUCUUCCUUGCAUGGAUGAGGCCACAACCCAAAAAACCUUGGACAUAAGCAAAAACACCUCAUUCCAAGUGGUAGAUUUGGUUAAUGCAUUUGUAGAAAAGGUAGCCAAUGCUGAUUUGCCUCCUAUGAAGGCUGAUAAGGACAUAUACUACAAUCAAUCUGGUCCACAUUUGCCCCUCCUCUGCAAUCCAUUUUUCCCUAACUUGACUGAAAGGCCAUGUGAUGCAGACGAAAUAAGCUUAAGGGGUGCACCAACAGCAUAUCAAAGUUUUAUAUGCAAUACAUCCCCAUCUGGUUUGUGCAUCACAAUGGGGAGAUUAACUCCUUCCCUGUACUCAAAGAUUAUGGUGGCUAACAACUUAAGUGACUCGUUGCAUCGACAUGGUCCACUCUUAGCUCGAUUAGUAGAUUGUUCUUUUGUUAUUGACACUUUUGAUCAAAUCAACAAGGAUGAUUGCCCAUCGUUCAAGCGAUACACCCACCAGACUUUCAUUGGCUUGGUCUUGGUUUCAGCUGCAGUUAUGUGCUCUGUGAUCUUGUGGGUAGUUUUUGUUGAAGAAAGACGAGCUCAAAUAUCUUCAACCAAGUUCAAGAGUUACCUUAACUAA